This is a messenger RNA of Acanthopagrus latus (yellowfin seabream), 968 nucleotides long. RefSeq names its product keratinocyte associated protein 2 (gene krtcap2). The record is from RefSeq and is a predicted model, not a curated record. NCBI's taxonomy places the organism in Eukaryota, Metazoa, Chordata, Actinopteri, Spariformes, Sparidae. The transcript is spliced from 5 exons. The coding region runs from base 156 to 566 and encodes 136 amino acids.
UCCGCCAUGAAUGACUCCGCCCACCGGUCCCACCUGUCAUCUGGUCCGGGUAGUGAGGAUUUUAGUUCCUACAGCUGGGACAAAUAGCUGUCUCAACUCAGUUCAACCUAAUUCAACGCUUAUUCAUCAUAAGGACUCUAAUUUGACACUGAAUCAUGGCGGUGAACACAGGCACCUCUCUCGUGCUGUCCAGUCUGCUGUCAGUGCUGGUAUUCGCUGGGAUGCAGAUGUUCAGUAAGCAGCUGGGAUCUACGGAGUGGCUCACCAUCCUGGGAGGUUUCCUGGGCUCAGUCCUCUUCAUCUGCUCCCUCACUGCAUUUAAUAAUCUGGAAAACCUGAUCUUUGGGAAGGGAUUCCAAGCCAAGAUAUUCCCAGAGAUUUUGUUGUGCCUGUGCCUGUCGCUGUUUGCCUCUGGUCUGGUGCACCGAGUCUGUGUCACCACAUGCCUGAUAUUCUCCCUCUUCGCACUGUACUACAUCAACAAAGUAUCUGCAGCUCUCUACCAAGCUGCCGUUCCUGCAGUCACGCCCGCCAAGGCUGCCAGCAAAGGCAAAAGGAAGAACUAAUUCAUCUGUUGGGUACCACUUGCAUCCAGUUAAUCAGUCAAUAUUACCCAGGUGCUCAUGGCCACAGCAACAUGGUAGUUGCUAAUUUUGUAAUUUCAAAAAUCCAUAACCAUUGUUUCUUUUCACAACCUUGGGAGAUUAUUCUUGAAACAUGAUGAUCACUUCAGUGAUUACACCUUUGUAAUCAUGACGAUGACAUUAUUUGAAAAGACAAAUGUUCCUGGUAAUUCGGACGGCCAUAAAAAACAGCUAUCUACAUUCCACUGAUAACCUAAGCACUCGUUUUACACUGGUUGCGAAGAGAUUCAUUCAUCCCUUUGUAUUAUUUGUGUAUUCAGCAGCACAUUAAGUUGCUUUUUUGUUUAAUUCAUUUUGUAAUUAAACUUUGUAAAAGACUAAGAA